GGUGUUUUGCGCGGAUGAAGGCUGCUGGGAUCCAAUAAAAUAAAUCUUUUGAAGCUGUGAAAUGAGAUGGUUGGGGAAGAAAGAAAAGAAAGAAAAACGGCGAGAAGAGGAGCACGUGUUCUAUUCGAGUGGUGACUGUGGUUGUUGGUCUGGGGAUGGCGCUUUCCAGAAUAACAACUGAACUGACGCAGUCUUGGAGUUUGGCGUGAAACCACGCGAAUGAUACCUAACUGCAAGUUACGUAAGGUAUUUUUGCCUGGGCGCUGCUAGUUCCUGCAGCCAUCCACCACCUCCAACCUCGAGAAUCUGGUAUCCCAAGGCAGUUAGUUGAUAAGCCGCUGCGCCCCAAUUCUGUUACAGUCUUUGAUGCGCAGUCCUAUUUUUCCUUAUCCUUGACAUCAUCCCCAAAACAGCAGCGCAAAGAGCCUCCCUCCUGAUUCUUGACUUUUUUUCUCCCGGCGACCUCGACACGGCAAGUGGCAAGCGACAAGCUACCAAAGAACCCGACAGCGAACCUGGGCGCGCGUCGCUUGUAUAAUCCGUAUCCGCCGCUGCCAUGGUGGUCGACACCACCUACUACGACAUCCUCGGCGUCAAGCCGACGGCUACCGAGCUUGAAAUCAAGAAGGCCUACCGGAAGCUCGCCAUCGUCCACCAUCCCGACAAGAACCCGAAUGACCCAACCGCCCACGCCAAGUUCCAGGAGAUCGGCGAGGCGUACCAGGUUCUGUCCAACGAAGACCUCCGCAAGGCCUACGACAAAUAUGGCAAGGAAUCUGCCCGCCCGUCCGAGGGCUUUGUCGAUCCCGCCGAGUUCUUCACCAGCAUAUUCGGCGGCGAGGCCUUUGUGGACUGGAUUGGCGAGAUCAGUUUGAUGAAGGACUUAACCGCCACCAUGGACAUCGCCUUGGCCGGCGCUGACGAGGAAGAGGCGGCCGCCGCUGCCGCCGACCCCUCCCACGACGGCGAGUUCCCCGGCACAGCGGAGGCCAUCAAGGAGAGCUUAAAGACGGCCGGAGACGCCGGUGCCGCGUCCUCUUCGACGGGCGAAAAGAAAGCGGCGCCGACGGUUGUGGUGGAGGAUGAGAAGGGUGCUGCCGCUACAGCAGACGCCCCGUAUCCGAAAUCACCUUCGCCAAGCCCCGGUUCUGGGACGUCAACACCACGGAACGGCCGCAGUACCCAAAUACCUCUGCGACCCGCUCUAAUGGACCGGCCGUCAGACGAAGCCGGCCCUCCGCAAGGAGAUACGGCAGUCCACCACAGCGGAAAGCGCAAGGACAAGAAGUCGAAGUCGGGCCUUACGAAGGAGCAGAAGGAGCAGCUGGCAGCGCUCGAAAGGGAGCGGGCCCGGGUCCGGCAGGAGCGUGUCGAAACGCUGGCGCGGAAACUGCUCGAACGCAUCUCGGUCUGGACAGAGACGGACAAGGGCAGGGACGUGACAAUGGCAUUCCAGGAGAAGAUCCGGUUAGAGGUCGAAGAGCUCAAGAUGGAGUCGUUCGGCCUCGACAUCCUGCACGCCAUCAGCGCCACCUACAUGAGCAAGGCCACGGCGCUGAUCCGCAGCCAGAAGUUCUUCGGCAUGGGCGGCUUCCUGAGCCGCAUGAAGGACAAGGGCACGCUGGUCAAGGAGACGUGGUACACCAUCAGCAGCGCCAUCGACGCCCAGCAGACCAUGGAGGAAAUGGCUCGGCUGGAGGAGCAGGGCGGCGAAGAGUGGACCGACGAGAAGAAGUCCGAGUACGAGCGGCGCGUGACGGGCAAGAUCCUGACGGCCGCCUGGCGGGGGAGCAAAUUCGAGAUCCAGAGCGUCCUGCGCGACGUCUGCGACCUCGUGCUGAGCGACAAGAAGGUGCCCCUGGCCAAGAGGCUGGAGCGGGCCGAGGCGCUCUACAUGAUUGGCGAGAUCUGCGGAAAUGCCAAGCGAAGCCCUGAAGAGGAGGGCGAUUACAUGGCUUUCGAGCAGCUGGUGGCCGAGGCCGCCAUCAAGAAGGAGAAGGAGUCCAAGAAGAAGGGCAAGGAGAAGAAGGACAAGGCCAACAAUCACAAGUUUGGCAGCAAGGCCUGGACCGAUGCCGCUUCGGCGGCCGCGCAGGAUGCGCCGAAUGUGCCAAAGCAGUGAAGGGCGGCGCAUAUAUAUAAAGAUAUAUAUUUAGUCGCUGCUGUACCGGUGCAGCAAGUGUCUGCCGUCAACCGGCCGGUUCGGGUUUGGAUGACAGGGGAGAACAUCCUGAUGGGUUUAGAUACACUGCCGCCUUGAUUGGGGCGGCCCCUUCACAUACUCCACUACUCCUUUACCUACCUCAUUCCUAAUGAGACAUAGAGUUUGAUUCUCUUGCUUGCGGUCGUUUUGGUCCAGGAAUACAUUACGAACUAGAUUGGAUCCUGCCGACCCAGAAUGCCUUUCACUCGAGACAUCACUUCUAAUCGCUGUGUGAGCCCUGGG
This is a messenger RNA of Thermothielavioides terrestris NRRL 8126, 2446 nucleotides long. RefSeq lists its product as uncharacterized. The transcript is spliced from 3 exons. The record is from RefSeq and is a predicted model, not a curated record. NCBI's taxonomy places the organism in Eukaryota, Fungi, Ascomycota, Sordariomycetes, Sordariales, Chaetomiaceae. Gene Ontology annotation, cellular component: cytosol. Gene Ontology annotation, biological process: protein import into peroxisome matrix. Bases 557 to 2122 code for a protein of 521 amino acids.